Molecule: messenger RNA, 2459 nt
Organism: Rubroshorea leprosula
Lineage: Eukaryota; Viridiplantae; Streptophyta; Magnoliopsida; Malvales; Dipterocarpaceae
Source: the annotation of a GenBank genome assembly
GGUGCUGGGAGCAUUACCGAGAUUAGUCCACCUGAUUUUAGUGUGGGAGGAAAGUUUAGAAAAAUGAACUUCUCUUCCUUCCCCAAUCUUGUUCGCCUUAAUCUUAGCCAUCAAGGACUCUAUGGGAGCAUCCCACCUCAAAUUCGUCAUCUUACAAGACUCGAGCACCUUAAUCUGUCCAACAACCAUCUAACAGGUACAUUGCCUUCUUCACUUGGAAAUCUCACUCAAUUACGGAUACUUGACGUAUCUUUCAAUUAUAUAGACUCCAUCUCCCCAAAAUUUAGGGAUUGGAAGAAUCUUGUUUCUUUGAACUUGACUUGGAACAACCUCAAUGCAUCCAUUGCUCCAAUUAUAGGCCUUGCCACCAAUCUUUCCCACUUGGAGUUGGCCUCAAAUACUUUUAAUUGUAAUAUCCCUCCAGAAAUAUGGAACUUGAAGAGUCUUGUAGCCUUAGACAUGAGUGAUUGCUCCCUCAAUGGUCCAAUCUCUUCCAACAUCAGUCAUUUAACCAAUCUGGUUUCUUUGUCUCUUGCACACAAUCAAAUCAAUGGAUCCAUACCUUCAGAAAUAUGGAACUUGAAGAGUCUUGUAGCCUUAGACAUGAGCGAUUGCUCCCUCAAUGGUCCAAUCUCUUCCAACAUCAGUCAUUUAACCAAUCUGGUUUCUUUGUCUCUUGCAAACAAUCAAAUCAAUGGAUCCAUACCUUCAGAAAUGGGAAAUUUAAAGAACUUGGUUUCUUUGGAUCUAUCUGAAAACUUGUUUGUGGGUCCAAUACCAUCCCGUCUUGGACAAUUAACCAGUUUGACAUUUCUAGAUCUCAGUUUCAAUUCGUUUAGUGGCUCCAUCCCUCCAGAAUUUGGGGAAUUGACGAAUCUCACUCAUCUCCGCAUCAAUCGCUGCGGACUUGUUGGUCCGCUCCCUCCAACUUUGGGUCAAAUCCCUCCAUCUUUGGGUCUCUUGUUCAAUUUGUCAGUUUUGAAUCUUGAUUCAAAUCUUUUAGAAGGUUCAAUACCCAAAGAGAUUGCGCAUUUGAAAUCUUUGCAGAAUUUGCACCUUUCCCAAAACAAAUUGUGUGGAGACCUCCCUUCUGAAAUAGGAAAUAUGAAGAAUCUACAUAUUUUAGAUCUUAGUGCUAACAAUUUCACUGGUUUUAUUCCUUUCACUCUAGGCCCAAUCCCAGCAGCUUUGGCUGGUUUUCCACUUAACUCUUUUAUAGGCAACCCAGCAACUGAAGAUUUCGACAUUCGGUAUUGCAUUGGUACUGGUGGCUAUGGUAGUGUUUACAAGGCACAAUUGCCAAAUGGCAAAGUAGUUGCCUUAAAAAAACUUCACCGAAGGGAAUCAGAGGUACCCACUUUUGACAGGAGUUUUAGGAAUGAAGCUACGAUGUUGACAGAAAUACGACAUAAGAAUAUUGUCAAGCUUCAUGGGUUCUGUCUGCAUAGACAGUGCAUGUUUUUGAUCUAUGAAUACAUGGAAAGAGGAAGCUUGUUUUGUGUUCUCAGAGAUGAUGCUGAAGCUGUGGAAUUGGACUGGAUGAAAAGGGUGAACGUCAUAAAAAACACAGCACAUGCUUUGUGUUACCUUCACCAUGACUGUAUCCCACCCAUCCUUCAUCGGGACAUAUCAAGCAACAACAUUCUAUUAAACUCGGAGUUAGAGGCUUUUGUUUCUGACUUUGGAAAUGCGAGGCUUUUGGAUCCUGAUUCAUCUAAUCAUACCACACUUGCUGGCACCUAUGGCUAUAUUGCCCCAGAGCUUGCCUAUACAAUUGUUGUGACUGAGAAAUGUGAUGUUUAUAGCUUUGGGGUUGUAGCAUUGGAAGUACUAAUGGGAAGGCAUCCUAGAGAACUGUUGACAUUGUUAUCAAAACCAUAUUCUUUGCAAAAUGUGAUGCUAAGUGAUGUAUUGGACACACGUCUAUCGCCUCCAAGAAGCAGAAAUGUUAUCCAAAGUAUUGUUGUUGCUGCUAUGCUUGCAUUGGCUUGCUUGCGUGCCAAACCCAAGUCCAGACCAACAAUGAAAUAUGUGUCUCAACAAUUUGUUGCCUGCCAAAAACAGCUUUUGAAGCCUAUUUCAACUAUUUCUUUGUUGGAACUUGUAAGUUCCGAUUUGGGGAUGGAAAAUGGAAGGGAACCUCAAUCGGGAAUUGUAUUAGAACUUGCAAAACUAAAUACUAAUUUGGGGAUGGAAAAUGAAAGAGAACCUCAUUCAGAAGUUUCAUUUCAUCUAGAUGAGUUCCAUGGUUCUUCCUCAAAUUAGAUACAAUCGAGUUUCCUUGUCCCCCUUUUUUUUUUUUUUGAAAAAAUAAUUCUGUUUGUCUAUUUCAUGCUUUUCUUUUCUGUAUUAAUAUGUUGAAAUUGAAUACCACCUUGUUUUGUAUAUAUUUCUCAACCAGGACUACAAAUUUUUUGUACUGAAACACAUGAAUGUUCCAAUACAAAGUUCGGCACUCA